UUUAAAGGGAGGUUUCCAAGUGAAUGAAUUGAAUAGAAUUUGGUAAAUUGUUUUGGGGAGUGGAUUCCCUUACAGACCUUUGAGAGAGGGUAUUUUCACUCAACCUUCUUUUUUUUAACAUUAAUUUUCUGGUUUUAUUUUCUGCCUCCAACAUUUGGUAUUAGAGCGGGUUUCGAUGGCUUCAGAAGAGAUACCUCUCAAUGGAUUAAAGUUAUUGACUGGAGUAGUUCAAGUGCUAACAGAGAGAAUAGACCAAUUCAUGCACGUAGUUGAGAAAGUAGAUGAGCUUAUGCAAAAGGUUGCUCAGCUUAAGGAUGGAAGGAAUCCGGAGAACAGCGUUGGAACGCAAGGCAACAGAGAUGAGAGAGGGCAAGGAAAAAAUUAAUUCAUGGAAAAGAUGAAGAUGAAGAUGCGUCGAAAAUUUUUACCAGUAAAUUAUGCCCGAAAUUUGUAUCAAAAGUGUCAAAACCUCAAGCAAGGUGAAAAAUCGGCAAGUGACUAUACUGAAGAGUUCUAUAUUUUGACAUCUAUGCAAAUCUACAAGAGUAUGAAGAUAAAAAAAUAAGUCGCUACUUGAAUGGGCUAAAUGAAGGCAUUCAGAAUGAAUUGGCCUUUAAAGAGGUCUAUAAGAUGUUUGAUGCCUAUACUUUGACCCUCAAAGCAAAAGAAAUAGUCAAGCUUGGCCUUGGGAGAAACAGGUCAGUGACAAGAGGCUCUACUUCAACACAGGGGCAACAAGCUUUAACUUUUAAAAGACCACCUAUGGGGCGUGGAAACCAAGCCUCUCAGAAUUUUCCAACUAGGCCAAACCUUAAUAUGGGGAGAGGUCGUGUUGGGAGAGGGCUGGGAGCACCCAAAACACCUCGUAAUGAUACACAAAUUGUGUGUUUCAAGUGCCAACAGCCUGGGCAUAAGGCAUUCAAUCGCCCUUCACAUCAACCCCCUGUCAAAGUUAAUUUGGCCGAAAAAAAUUAUGAAGAAGAAGACAAUGAAGGAUACACCUAUGAAGAUCAAGGUAAUAUUGGGACGAGCCAGUCUUAUGAAGGGACUGAGCCUUUCAAAGGUGAGAUUGAGGAGUUGUACGAAUAUGAAAGCGGUGAAGCCUUAGUUGUCCAGCGAACCAUGCUAUCAACCCCAAGGUCUAGUGAGGAUAAGAAGUGGCUGCUAGACAAAAUUUUUCGAACAACUUGCACAUCAAGAGGCAUGCUAUGUACAAUACUAAUUUAUAGUGGGAGCAGUGAAAAUAUUGUAUCUAAAGAGGUGAUGGAUAAACUUCAAUUGAAGGGGCAUAAACACUUACGCCCAUAUCACAUCCAGUGGUUCAAGAAAGGAGGUUCGUGAGCUGGAAAACGACCCUAAUUUCAAUGCUGGAAGAGGGUCAGUUUUAACCUCUCAAGGCACAGUUGAGAUGGAG
This is a messenger RNA of Amborella trichopoda, 1414 nucleotides long. Lineage: Eukaryota; Viridiplantae; Streptophyta; Magnoliopsida; Amborellales; Amborellaceae. The record is from RefSeq and is a predicted model, not a curated record.